CCACCUAGCGGUCACCUGUGGUCAAUUCAGGACCCGCUGUGAUAGGCUAGGAUUGGUGUUACUGGAUUAUCGAUCCAUCACCUCCCAGAUUGAUGUUAUUGAUUACUGAUGUGGUUCUUAUGAUGAGGACUCUGGGCAUUCCUGGUGCAUUCCAGAAGUCCCUCAUGUCUCCUAUUCCUGACCACUCUUCCUUGACCUCGAUGAAAACGUCACUGAGGUCAAGGAAAGGUGAGAAGGAGAACUGCUGAGGACUUAGGAAAAGAGAAGAGGCGUGCACUGAGAACUGGAACGACCUUACACUGGUGUCUCUUAACAGGAAGUCCGCCGUGUUGAAACUACAAUGUGCAGAAGACGAACUACAAAAGGCUGGUCUAGCUUCACCACAGUGUGUGUUCUUGUUUUAUGGAGGUCAUCGAAACGAUAACAGCCUGUAAAACAUAUCUUUCAUUCCAAAGGCUGGUGUUUUAAAGGAGGACGAACAUUUACUGCAAUACUACUAAAAUGAUGAUAUUACUAAAACUUAAAACUCUUCAUCAGUGUCACGCUGAGCGUUCAGAGGCGAGCCCACUUAUUGGUCCUCGGUAACUGUUUCCAUGAAACAGCAGAAAUGAAGUGAACUCAGCUUCUGUUUCUCAGCAGCGCGCACACGGCGAGCGACGUCUCUCUGCUCAGUCUGGAGCUAAUAAAACGCUCAGUGUGUCCGAUUAAUGCCUGAAUGAAACUAAGAAGCCACGCGGACGUUUACCCGCGUGCCACAGUAACCAUGGUAACUGGGACGGUGAUCUGAAGGAAGUUCCUCCUCCAACAUGGCUGACCCCUGGCAGAACGCCAUGGACCACGCUGUCGCCGUGGCACGAAAAGCUGGAGAGGUGGUGUGUGAGGCUCUGCGUGGCGACAGGGCCGUGAUGACGAAGAGUUCGGUGGUGGAUUUGGUGACGCACACCGACCAGAAGGUGGAGCAGCUCAUCAUCCAGUCAGUGAAGGAAAAGUUCCCCACCCACAGGUUCAUAGGGGAGGAGUCAGUGGCUGCAGGUGAGCCCUGCGUCCUCUCUGACUCGCCCACCUGGAUCAUCGACCCCAUCGAUGGCACGACCAACUUUGUUCACGCAUUUCCUUUUGUUGCCAUUUCCAUCGGAUUCGCCAUCAACAAACAGGUGGAGUUUGGCGUCGUGUUCAGCUGUGUGGAGGACAAGAUGUUCACGGCGAGGCGGGGAAAGGGAGCGUUCUGUAACGGCGGGCCGCUGCAGGUGUCCCGGCAGGAAGCCGUGGAACAGGCGAUGGUGGCCACGGAGUUUGGAUCGAACAGAGACGCCGACGUUGUUGAUAAAAUCUUCCAAAGCCUCCGAAACAUCCUCUGCCUCCCCGUUCACGGGGUGCGCGGGGCGGGUUCCGCCGCCAUCAACAUGUGUCUGGUGGCGUCGGGCUGUGUGGAGGCGUACUACGAGAUCGGGAUCCAUGUUUGGGACGUGGCUGCCGCGUCGUUGAUCGUGUCCGAGGCUGGCGGCGUGCUGAUGGACGUCGAAGGUGGCGACGCGGACCUGAUGUCCAGGAGGAUCAUCGCCGCUAACAGCAAAACAAUCACAGAGCGACUCGUCAAAGCGAUCGUCCCCUUCAGCUUGCCCAGAGACGACGCCGCACCACCGAAGAAGAGCUGAACACACACUGACAGGUGUGAGAAGGAGCACACCUUCCUGUUUGGAAAGUUUAAAUAAAGUUUUCUAUAAAAGCA
Pelmatolapia mariae (spotted tilapia) is the source of this 1729-nucleotide messenger RNA. RefSeq names its product inositol monophosphatase 1-like. The record is from RefSeq and is a predicted model, not a curated record. Gene Ontology annotation, biological process: signal transduction; phosphatidylinositol phosphate biosynthetic process; inositol metabolic process. The coding region runs from base 807 to 1655 and encodes 282 amino acids. Lineage: Eukaryota; Metazoa; Chordata; Actinopteri; Cichliformes; Cichlidae. Gene Ontology annotation, molecular function: inositol monophosphate 1-phosphatase activity. The transcript is spliced from 9 exons.